CGCCGCUCUCCUCACCCGCCGCCGCCGUUCCUCGCCGCCGAUCCUUCCCGUCGUCCUUCCCCCCCACACCAUCUCCACCCCCCCAUCCCUCCGGUUCUUCUCCGGUUCUUCUCGAGGCUCCCGGGGCGAUCGUGAAUCGUAGGACCUACAGAAACCCACCAUGGGCCGCUCCUCCAAGGACAAGCGUGACAUCUACUACCGGCUGGCCAAGGAGGAGGGCUGGCGUGCCCGCAGCGCCUUCAAGCUGCUCCAGCUCGACCAGCGUUUCCAGCUCUUUCAGGGUACUGGGAGUGACUGGGAGGGGGGUGGGGGGGCAUCCAGGUGCCUGGCCCUGUCCCAGCUCUCGGGACCCUCCCGGGUGAUCGUCCCCUUCGUGGCUUGUGGGGACCUGAGCGCCUACGACCCCGACCGCACCUACCCCCUGCAGCUGGACCCAGAGAAGCCCUACAGCUAUGUGCCCCCCCCCGCACCCCCCAUCGCCCCCCCCUACGCCCAGGCGUGCUUCCUGCGCCGCCACCACCAGCUGGCGAGCGUGCGAGGGCCCUCGUGCGAGGGGGGGGCUGUGCGAGGGGCCUCGUGCGAGGAGGAGGAGGGGGAAGGAGCCUCAUGCGAGGAGCUGGAGCUGCAAGACCCUGGCGUGGGGACCCCCUCGUGCGAGGGGAGGGGUGUGCAAGGACCCUCGUGCGAGGGGAGGGGUGUGCGAGGACCCUCGUGCGAGGAAGGAGCCUCGUGUGAGAUGGUGGGCGUGCAAGGAUGGCUGUGGGAGGAGGAAGGAGCCUCGUGCAAGGAGAUGAGUGUGCAAGGACCCUCAUGCGAGGAAGGACCCUGGUGCAAGGAAGGAGCCUCGUGUGACGAGAUGAGUGUGCAAGGACUCUCACGUGAGGAAGGACGACCCUGGUGCAAGGAGGGAGCUUUGUGUGAGAUGAGCAUGCAAGGACUCUCGUGCGAGGAGGAGGAAGGACCCUUGUGCGAGGACCUGUGUCAGCUCAACCUCUUGGGUUGAGAAACGUGUGCAAGGACCCUCGUGGGCGUGCAAGGACCCUCGUGUGAGAAGGAGAACGGACCCUUGUGCAAGGACCUGUGUCAGCUCAGCCUCUUGGGCCGAGAAAC
Haliaeetus leucocephalus (bald eagle) is the source of this 1110-nucleotide messenger RNA. It is a transcript of the gene FTSJ1, whose product is annotated as FtsJ RNA methyltransferase homolog 1 (E. coli). Gene Ontology annotation, molecular function: tRNA methyltransferase activity. The transcript has 4 exons. The coding region runs from base 161 to 1003 and encodes 280 amino acids. Gene Ontology annotation, cellular component: cytoplasm. The record is from RefSeq and is a predicted model, not a curated record. Gene Ontology annotation, biological process: cytoplasmic translation; tRNA methylation. NCBI's taxonomy places the organism in Eukaryota, Metazoa, Chordata, Aves, Accipitriformes, Accipitridae.